AUGGAACGGAAACCGUUCGUGUGGAAAUGCUACUACAUAUUCCCAAACACGGCCGACACGUACCAUCUGCUGGCGUUUCCCUUCACCUCUCCAAUACCCCAACAGAUCAAAGACAUCACCCGGGCCAUCAAGAAGGCAGUCGUCGCCGGCUCGCUGGAUGAAGUGCGCUCGAAAGCAGCGGAAAAAUUCAACCGACCGGAACUGCCCAACAUUCAUCUGGACUCGGACGGGACCGAGGUGGACGACGAAGACUACUUCCAAACGCUGGAACCCAACGCCGAACUGAUAGUCGUCUUCCCCGGUGAACAGUGGAUUGAUCCAACCCACUACGUGACGAUAACGACCCACAAGGAAACCGGCGACACAACGGACAGCCCCGAGGUGGAACGGAUACACCUGAAGAAGCUCGUCGCCCAGAUGAAGUCCAACCUGUGCAACGUGUCGGUCCUGAGCGAACCGGACCUGGAGCUGCUGUCCAACAUGGACCCCAACUCGGUGGCGGACAUCACCGGGCGGGACUUUAUCGAGCAGCUCAAGGAAGCAUCAGGCAGAAUCCUGCAUGAAAAGCGACAGGCUCUUGACGCAAUUGAGCUGCUAAAGUUGAUCGCCAAGCAGAAGGCCACCAUCCCGAGCAUCGUGCACAACAUCCCGGGUGGCGAGCCACAGGACGACGAAGAUGGUGACGAUGACAAUUACGUGGAGGGUUGCAGCAGCAUGAUGAUGGGCGGUGGCGGCUAUCCGCUGCCCCCGGACGAUGUCGAUGGUAGUAGCAGUAACCAGCAGAGGAGAAGCAGCAGCAGUAGCAUCAGCAGUGGUAAGCAAAUCACCCUCGAACUGGAUCCCCGAACGCUAGCCACCAUCCACCAUCAGUACCAGCAGAACCCGCAUAGUAUGGGAGAUAGUAGUGCUUCCGGAACCGUGGUGGUUAGUUCCGCGGCCUCAACGGACCUUGCGAAUGCUUCCCUGGACGGCAGCAGCAGCAGUGGUGCCAACCGUGGCGAUACGUCGAACAUUUGAUAUAUGGUUUACCAGAUCAACUUUUGCCACAAGUAAGUUUCGAUUCAAGUUUGCUCAAUUGUUUUUAGCCCAAAAUCACAGAACAAAUCAAACACACAGUUGUACAAAUUAUUGUUGUUGGGGAGCGGUUGUUGCCCACGAAACACGAGCUCCAAAAUUUUGCUGCCAGUUUGGCGAAAAAACUCUAUGAUGUUGAUCGCGCAGUAAAUCAAAAGAAAUGGGAGUGUAUUAGUACGAACAAGAUACAGUAGAACAAAUGUAAAUUGGACGAUACAAGGAAAAAGAAGAGAAUGAAGAAAAACAACUUGAAAACUGUAAAACAAAAACUCUGCCCAUACGGAUUGCCUUAAUUUAGUUGAUUAAAUAUGCGAUUAGGAUCACGUAACGACGUAUAUACGAAUAUCAGUUUGUAGAACGUGACACAACUCGGAUGCAGUUCAUUUUUUUUUUCUUAAGAGCGGUUGAAUAGUUUAAAUUGAAAUCAUUUAAUGCCUUUAUUGAGUAUUUGAUUCCAUUUUUAAUGUUUUUUUUUUUCAUUGCAAAACUUUGAAAACAUGGGUUGCUGACCGACAUCCUGAUAAUGUGACCCGCCCACCGUAGCUUCCCCAUUCUCGCGGUGUGAACGAUGGUUUGACUCUCAAAUAUAUUACAAGAAAUGUAUUAACUGUUCAUUUGAUUGGGAAAUUUUGAUUUAAUGCAGACUAACACUUGGUAUCUUAUAGUUGGGUUUUAUAUUAUCCAAGCUGAUCCAUAAGAUCAGCAUAAUCAGAGAUGCAUGACCACAUUUGCUUAGACGGGGUGUUACGCAAGAAAGCAGAGCUGUAGCCUAUGAAACCGUAGAAGUUAACAGUAGCUAUCUGCUAAGUACCCGGUUGCGAUAUGGUGACAAAACUUUUAAAUUCUUAUGUGUAGCUAUUACAUAUUGAAAUUUCGGGCUCGUCGUCUCAAACUUAAGAGGCGUCUAAGUUUCUACGCAAUAAUAAACGGGAUAAUGGAGACGCAUGAUCAUCCAUAUGUCGAAUGUACAGUCGCAAUGCCUUUCCUUGUAGGAUUUCUCCUAAUUGGGGAUGGUGCACGGAGAAACGAGAGUACCUAAAGGGAAGUUCAAUCAACCCGGCUUCGAGAUUGCGUGCGGAAAGCCAAUUUUGAGAUCGUGAUGUCCGUUUGCUCGCUUGCGGGUACCUACAGCUACAGUUGUUUUUACUCAACCGCUACUUACUCAAUAAUGGCUUCCCGCACCAAACUGUCAAAGUUGGAUUCUUUUGCUCUUCGCUCUCUGAUAACAAUGAAGAGAGAGCGAAUGAAAGGGUAUGCAAAAAAAGAACUAAAAAGUUAGUUUAAAAGCUCCUUAAUUUAAGUUCUCUUGGCGUAUUCCAAGAAAACACCAAACUUUCUUUUGAAAAGUUCUACAGGUAUGCUCCGUUUUUGUCAUACUCAAUUGUUAUCACGUUCCGUGAUAACAAACGCUACUCCGAUUUUAUCACGUUUCUGCAUUCACCGAUUUUAUCAACAUACCGCGAGUGUAAAAACAAGAAAACAUAUUCCGUUUGUACAUACUAAAACUCAAUUUUUGACCAAAAUUAUUUCCUGGAAUACCUUCUGGGAUGCCUACAGAAAUUGCAUCUGAGGAUUCAGGAAUUCUAUCUGGCGUUACUCCAGAAAUGUCAUCUUUGAUUCUUUAAGGAAUUCCUUCUGGGAAUUAACCUUGGAUGCCUUCUGUGUAUUCCUCCAGAUUCCUUUAUGAGUCUUCCAGGAAGACUCUUCCUCGACGAAAUAGUUCAUAAACUUGGGAUCGAUGAAUGUAGCGGGUUUCGGCCGGUACUUGGCCGACAGGACCAGCGGGCGUUGAUCUGAAUAAACAAACAAUCAUACGCAAGAAAAUCCAUACACUGGAACAACCUUCCGGUUACAUUAUACACGGUACCACCCACUUCGCCAUCCAGGAAUCAUUCAGGAGCUUCUUCCCAGAUGUAACUUCUGGAGAAUUUCUAGAAUACAAUCCUGUGUGGUUUCCAGAAGGAACUCUUGGAGGACACGCAGUAAGAAAUCAUGGUGAAAUUGACGAUUAUAGAGUAAGUAGAGCAAAAUCUCUUGGAAGUAUACAAGAUUAAAGUUUCAACAGGAACUCCUGCUCGCAUACUAAAGAGAACUCCUGGAGGAAUCCCAAGAAGGAUUUCCGGAAAAUUCCAGAAGGAACUCUUUUUUUCACUUUUUUUUUUAAUUGUUUGAUGAUGAUAAAUGAAUCUUAGAUGAUGAUGAUGAAUCUUAGAAGCAACUCCUAAUGAAAUCUUGGAAAAACUUUUGGAGGAAUACCAGAAUCCCAGAAAAAUGCCUCAGAAAAAAAUCUAGAGUUCAUCCAGGCACGAUACUCCAUGAGGAGGGAUUUCUGAAAAAAAAAUCUUGAAUGAAUUCCCGUACGAAAUUCAGAGGAAAGUCUUGAACAAACUCGAUCAACGGACAUCACAUAGAAUACCCAGUGGCUCAGUGGAGAAUUUUCCGAUUUACGAAAAGUUUUCCCCGACUGGAGCGGGAAUCGAACCCACACUCCGAGGCUUACGAGACACCUAAACGACUGACGCCGCUAACCGCUCGGCCACACUAAGCGCUCCCUUUUGUGGAGUCUCGUAGCCGUGCGAUUAGGGUCACCAAGCUUAUAAUCGCACCAUGCUAUGGGGUGAGGGUUCGAUUCCCGCUUCGGGCGUUGAAACUUUUCGUGAGAAUAGUUUCUUCCCCGUUUCCACUGGUGCAUGUUCCGUUGUCCGUUGUCUAAUGUUAAGUUUAAAACAGUCUGUACAGCCGAAAGCUGAAGACGUUGUCCGUGUCUUUUUUUUUUUUUUUGGAGGAAUCCCUCGAGGAAACCUAAAAGAAGCUCUGAAGGAGAGAUAUUGCUUGAGGUGUCCUAAAAGUAUUCUAAAAAAGCUAUUAAAGGAAACCAUGAAGGAAUUUCAAAUGAUAGUGAUGGAGGAAUCCCUUUCAGAAGAGAAAGCAUGGCCUUUUUUUGUUAAAAUAUCGAAAUCGCGUCUGUCUAACGCAGACACUAGUUCAAAGUGAUAAUCAAUAGUUCCGGGCCAUUUAGACGAAUUCCACAUGCCCGAAUUUCAUUUGAUCGAAUGCUAUUUGCCCAAAAGUGUAAUUUGACCGAACGCCGAUUGGCCGAAUGAAUGAUGAACUCAAGUGAUCAUGACACUCGUGAGAACAGCCUAUGAUUUACGGAAAUCUCUGAUAGCAGUUUCAGUGCACAACAGUGGGAACACUCACUUGCAAAGAGUUACACUCACUUGCUAUUUUCUCAGCUCAAAAGCGUGCAAUCAAGAAACGAUGUAUGGACGACUUUUGCAUUGUGGUUUUGUCUAAAACUUUGCCGAACAGAGUAGGGGUCGCACACGCAUACCGAAGUCGUGAGGGAGCUGCGAAGGCAACUCUCCACGAGGUGAAUGUAAAUUACAAUUCUGUCACGACUUUGGUAUGCGUGUGCGACCCCUACUCUGUUCGGCAAAGUUUUAGAUAAAACCACAAUGCAAAAACCGUCCAUACAUCGUUUCUUGAUUACACGCUUCUGAGCUGAGAAAAUGGCAAGUGAGUGUACAUCUUUAAAAGUGAGUGUUCCCAACCCUGAGUGCCAAGCUAACUAAUCACUGAAUGGUAAAACUUAAAAAAGCCUAAUAUUGAAAGAAGCAUAUAUUUCUGAAGAUCAUAUUUGCAACUACAAUGUCAAUUGGCUGGACUGGGCACCAUACUUGAUAACUAGUCCUACUCAGCAACAUAACUGAAGUCACGCUCCGCCAGACUGAUCCCGACCCCCUGACGAACUUUGUCGAAGAUAAAACUUUACGAUUAGCUUUGAAUCUCGAGAUAGAGCAGUUCACAACUUAUCUUGACAACAAGCUUCACCUGGCUUCCAACAAGUUGAUGUAAAGUUGUUCAUGACGGAUUUUGUCAAAGAUGUCAAAGAUGACACUUUCCUACCUGCUUCGAAUCCCACGAUACGACAAUUCAAAACUUCAUUCGAUUACUAAGUGCCAACUAAAGGAAAAUUGAUAACUAAUAUGAGUAUUGCCAGAUUGCUUUUGAUUGAUUGAUUGAUUUGUCUUUAUUAAAGAGACUUUCAGCCCUUGGCUGGUUCGUCUCUUUUGCUUUUGACUUAAUGAAGAACUUUGUCGAAAACGGAACUGGAUUUUUAUACCAAAACAUUUUUUUCUCCAUGAGGGCAAUUACCGAUUUUCAAAAUUAUUGCAUCAAUUGAAAGCUGAGACAUUUAUACAUAACAUAUAAAAAAAUUAGAGAUGUCUUUUUCUUCUUUCAAAAGUUAUCUGCCGUUUUGUAAAUCCUGCCACUUAUACGCACUGGGCCCGGUGCCGGCUGUUUACAUAAAUGCAGCGUUAUUUCGCAGUGUUCACGAACACGAAUUUAAAUUCUGAGUCCACUAAUGGAAAGCUGAAGGUUUAAGCUUUUCAAAAUACUAUGAAAGUUAUGAAAACAAUGCCCGCAUCGUUGAGAAACAGUCAAAAACGGAAACGAACCUCCGAUUUGGCCAAAUUUUGCGGCACAUGCCUUUGUGUAAACUCGGAUGCUGUUGCAUGUCGUUGCCGGUGCGCAUGGAAAUGUAUGGAGAAAACGUGGCUUAAUUUACAAAACUGCAGAUAACUUUUGAUAGGAAAAAAAGACAUCUCCAAUUUUUUGAUAUGUUAUGUAUAAAUGCCUCAGCUUUCAAUUGAUGCAAAAAUUUUGAAUUUUGGCUGCCCUCAUGGUGAAAAAAAAAUGUUUUGGUAUAAAAAUCCAAGAUGGCGGCCAAAAUCAAUAUGGCCAACCCAACUUUUUAUUAUUGUGAAUAGUAGCUCUAUCUUUCCUCUUUUCAACAACAAUUCGUUUUAAGGUGGUUUUCUGAGAAACUUUCGAGUUAUAACGGUUUAAAUGAGCCACCAUUUGACCAAAAUCGAGGGGUCUGCAAAAAUUGUUGUGGCUCUAACUAACGGGGGGUCCAUCAAUUUGGGUAACCAAAUGCAUUUUUAUGACUUUUUAGCGAGGGCUUUCAGAAAAUCGGCACCUUAAACAUUUUUGAAGACAAGGUGUAAAUAGUGGGCCGGUCUCAGCGAGAAUUACCCAAAUAGAGAAGCUCAAGACUUUACUUGACAACUCGCGCUACCUAGCGGCUAAUUAGUGAAUCACCAGAUUGUUCUUGUCUUUUUGGAACUCCAUCAGUAGUUUAUAAAGGAAAUUCUUCGGAAAUUCCGUUAGAAAUCUGUGUGAAAAUUUCCUACGGCAUUUUUUCAGGAAUUUCUCCGGCAAUAUGUUUAGGAAAUUCUCCGGCAUUUUUCCCGAUUUUCCGCUUCAAACUAUUUACGGAAUUUCCCCGAGAGUUUCUUCAAGAAUUACUUAAAUCACUUUACUAAGAAAAAAAAACAGAACUCACAAAUUCAGAACAAUUUUUCAUCAGCAGAUGCAAUAAUUUCUCUGGUACUUAUGUUCUGAAUCUCUCCGACACCUUUUUAUGAAGCUCCUUACUUCUCUGGAUUUCGUUUUAGUUUGUCUGAUUUUUUACAGAUUCCACUGGAAAUUUCUUCUUCCAGAAUUCCUCCAGGCAUUUCUUUGGCAAUUUCUAUAGAAACUGAUUUUUAGUAAUUAUUCAAAAUUUUCUUCAUGAUUUUUUUUUUUAAUUCCUCAUACAUUUUUCGUGUUUAACUCUGGCAAUUUAUUGGUGAAUUCCUUUGGGAAUCCAUUUGACUUUUAUCCAUCUUAUUUAAAUAUUCUUUAGAUUUUUUUGUUAACUUAUUUAGAUAUUCCUUCAGCACUUCAGAGAUUUUUGCGACCAUUCCUUCAGAAAUUCACUGGAAAUUUGUUUGAUAGUUUUCUUUGCCAACUUCUUCAGAAUUUAGAGGCAUUUUCGUAUGUUUGGCCAUUUUGUUCUCUUCGUCGUGAAGGAUUUUUGAAACCUGAUGAACUCAAAGUUCCUCGAAUAUUUCCCAAUUGGGCAAUUGGGCUGCCAGAGACCCCUCCUGACAAAGAGAACAAACCUGCCGAUAGUACCCAAAGUCACCCUAUAUCGAUAAUUUCUUCCGAAGUUUCUCCGGUAGUUUUUCCAAGAUUUUCUCCGGAUUUUUUCUCAAUUAUUUUGUUUUUUUUUUUUUUCAAAAAUAUAUCCGGAAAUUCCUAAUGGAAUUUCUACGGAAAUUUAUUAAGCAAUUUUACUGGCUUUUUUUAGAAAUUCCCUUAGGACUCCCACGAGAGAAUCAUUAAGGAACUCUCGAUUUCAAUGGCAGCAGAUACAAUCUUAAGAAAAUGUUCCGAUAACAUCUUUCAAAAAUUCCUCUGAUAGGAAUCUUUUCGGUAAUUCUAUUGAAGAUAUAUCUCUCAUAGUUUCUUGAAAAUUUAAAGUAAUUUAACGAAAAAUAUUUGUUUGAACAAAUUGUUGUAGGAAUUGAAUUACCAAAGAAUCGUAAAUGAAUUACAAAGAGGGACCAUUGCCAGUGAUAUUUGUAAAUAAAUUGCGGAAUAAAUUUCUUAAGAGAAACCCGGAAAAGUUACUGUAGGAAACUUUAAAACAUGCCAGGAAAUACCCGCAGGUGAAAUUCGUUCACAUAAAGUAGUUGGUAGGAAAAUGUCUAAAAAUUAUAGAGAAUUGUCUUAAAAUUCCGGAUGAAAUUCUAAAGAAAAACAGAACAAUUCCUAAGAAAUGGCCGAACGAAUGUAUUAGAGAUUAUUGAAAAAUUUCUUAAAUAAAUGUCUUGAGAAAUGCCUGGAGGAAAGUGCGAAGGAACUCUCUAGAGGAUUACCGAAAGCAUACCUCUUAACGAACUGCUGAAGAAACUCCUCGAAAUUCCUAAGGAAUUCCAGAACAAACAUGAGGAAAUCGUUGACAAAGUUUUAAAUGAAAUCAAUAAAAAAAAAACAAAAAAUACCAAAGAAUUCCUAAAUAAAUUAGAGAAGAAUAUUUAAACAAAAAAUCCGGAGAAAUUUCUAAAGAAAUUUUCAAAAGUAAUGGUCGCAAUAAUCUCUUAAAGAAUUGUCGGACGAAAUGUAAAAAAACAUGAAAAGAAAAACGAAAUUUUCUCAAGAAUUUCUUGGAAUAUCGGAUGAAUUAAAUGAGACAUUAAAAAACUCCAGAAGAGCUCCUAAGAGAAUUGCCGGGGAAUUAUUAAAGAAACUUCCGGAGGAAAGACUUAAAACCCCGUCGCUGGUGUUUCUGAGAAAGUUACCUGAGGGAACUUUCGGAGAGACAAGAUGUUUUUCGAAUAAUUUUCUUAAGAAAUUUGUGGGAAAAUCCCUGAAAAUAAACUCAUAAAUAAAACUAAGUUUCAAUUUCUAAAGAAAUUACAUAUGAAAUUCCUGAAAAAUUAGCGUAAAAAUUAUCAAAAAAGUGUGAGGGGAAUUUCAGCAACAAUACUUAAAACAUUUUUGAAGAAAUUGCAGGUGGAAGGAAAAUGUCCUUCGAAUACUUAAAGUAAAUUCCGCAGGAAUUGUUUAGGAAACUUUCGAAAGAAUUUCUGCAGAAGUUUCUUGAAGAGUUUUUAGAUUUUUUUUAAGGAAAUAGUUGAAGGAAAUCAUGAAAAUAAUUCAUCAAUAUUUCUUAGGAGGUUUUCCAUAGGAAUUUCCAAAAAAUAAUCCUGAAUUAAUUGGAUAUAUCUCUUUAGAAUAAUAUAGGGGACAUACUGGAGAAAUUCCUGAAGGAAAUUCAAAGAAAUUUAUCAUUUCUGGAAAAAAAAUCCUUAAGAUUUUUUUAUAAUUAUAGCUGCAUAUCAAUCGCAUCGUGAAAGUUGUGCAAAUUUACAUCCAUCCCAUGUUGCAUUUUUUUCUUUAAUUCUUUAAAUAACAGAAACUUGAAAUAGUAGUUUACGCAACAAGGUGCAGAAUAAAGAUUUUUACAGCACGAGUCGUACAUUUAUCCAACGAGGCUUGCCGAGUUGGAUAAUCACGACGAGCGCUGUAAAAAUCUAGUUCUGCACUGAGUUGCGUACAACGUUUUUUGCAUUUUCAUAAAUAAUCACUUGAUGAUAGUUUUUAACAAAACUUUUUCAUCAAACUGCACACUGAUGUUCAUAGCCAUGUUUAAGGAAGGCUGAUCAUAGUAGGUUAUACUGUGCAGUUGUCACAAUUUUUCAAAUUUGCGUCCAGAAAGCAUAUAGAAGUUGAUCAAAACUGAAAACAGUGUUGUAAUGGUUCAUUACGGAACGCAAAUCAGUGAUGUAAUGAAUCAUUACCGCACUGUUAAUUUAGUGUGAGAAAGUGGGACUUUUCCUGGCAGAUUUGCGUGUAAGGUUAAACAGCCUAUUACGAUGAGAAAUUGCAAAAAAGUUUUAACUUGCGAUAAUAUAUAUUUUUCCUCAUUAACAUCGAAAAAAUCCACAUUACCAUCCUUAAAGAAUUGUUGAAUAUACCUAUUUAUUUAGAAUUGAGCAGGGGACAUACUGGAGAAAUUCCUGAAGGAAAUUCAAAGAAAUUUAUCAUUUCUGGAAAAAAAAAUCCUUAAGAUUUUUUUUAUAAUUAUAGCUGCAUAUCAAUCGCAUCGUGAAAGUUUUGCAAAUUUACAUCCAUCCCAUGUUGCAUUUUUUUCUUUAAUUCUUUAAAUAACAGAAACUUGAAAAAGUUUAAACUUGCGAUAAUAUAUAUUUUUCCUCAUUAACAUUGAAACAUUGCAUUAACAGUACGAGUGCUUGCAUUCCACCCCUACUCAACCGCAAAAAAAAAUACAAUUAUUAUGAGCUGCUUCCGAGUAAUUUCUAGAGGACAAUUAUAAGUAUUCGUACACACAUAUAUUUCGAGUCAGCAUUUGAUUGAUGUUUCUUAGCAAUGUUUUUGAUACACAACAACAAAAGCGUAUAACGGAUUUCGGUAGACUGACUUAAAUUCAAUUUAUAAACACGAAGAAUAUCUAACACGAGCAGCAUUUUUGGUAGUGAUUUAUUGAAGUAUGAAACGAAUUUUAAACCAACGUAUUUUAAGUGUUAAACUUCGACGUCACAAGAGGUUAGCAUGCACAUCAGGAAGCGUUCCGAGGUUCCACCCGUAGAUCCCCUCCUAAAGCAAACAUAGAUUCUGAUGCCCCUCCACUAAAUAAUACUGAACAAAAACCUUAUGCCUACCCCCAUUUGAAAUUUUUGUAGUAAUAUACCCUCUUCCACGAAGUCACACUGAUGUCAUGACAAACGAACUAAUCUUAAUCAUAAAAUCAAUUUUAUAGUAAUUCAAAAUAAGUAACUACAAUUACCUUACACAAUCACUUAAAAUGCAUUACACAGGAAAUUAGACAACAGUUACAUACACAUACGCUAAACUCAAAUCCCAUACUAGAAUAACAAAUUCGUCACACAACAUCCAAACCAAACACACCUUCCACACAUACACACACACCCCGCGUUUCGGUGUAGAGUGCAAGAAUUUAUUAUCCAAGCAACAAUAACGUACACAUUUUAAUGAAAAACCCCGAAAAUAACCACUUUAUCGAAAGCAGUAAUAUAGAACAGUAAAGCAUGUGCUAAUGGAAUGAAACGAGUAGAUCGUGCCAAAAAAAAAGAAAAACAAUUACUCUUAUUACAACCAAACAAAAUUGCUUAUCACCGACUGGAAACUCGACGAGGAAAGGGCAAAAUUAAUGAAUACGGAAAUCAAUCGGUAGGAUAGAAAGGAAAUCAAAUUACGAUUCACGGCGGACAACUAAUCAUGAUGAUUGAAAGAAGACUACGCGCAGGCAAAAAGUCAAGGCGAAGCAACUAAAGGUAACAUUAAUCCUUAGAACAAGAAGUAGGUUAAUCAAAGUGAACAAGAAGUUGAUUUUUAACAGCACUGAUAACACACACAUAAGGCAUUACAUUACUGAAUAACAUUCAUUGAGCAAAACAAACAAGAAAAAACAACAUAUUAUUAGGUGAACGAAACGGAAAUAAGAACUGCAUGUAAAGAUACGGUGUUUUUCGAUGAGCGUUUAUGACGAUGAAAGGGGAGAAGACAGGCUGCACAGAACAGUGUCGUGGUCAUUUAUGAAAUAAAACUAAACGAAAAUCA
Molecule: messenger RNA, 11013 nt
Organism: Aedes albopictus (Asian tiger mosquito)
Lineage: Eukaryota; Metazoa; Arthropoda; Insecta; Diptera; Culicidae
Exons: 4
Coding region: 1-1017 (338 amino acids)
Biological process (GO): regulation of apoptotic process; apoptotic process
Source: RefSeq, a predicted model, not a curated record